AUGUCCCAACCAGAAGCAAACCCGCCCCAGGCGUCAUCAUCAACCCCCUUCCCCCCACCCACCAUCCUCACCCUCACCAAAUGCACCCUCCGCAACCUCCACCCGGCCGACGCGCCCGCACUCCAGCUGGCAUGUGACUCGCCCGCCAUGGCCAAGUACAUGUCGUACCGCUUCAAGUCGCCCUACACGCUGGAGGACGCGCAACAGUGGAUCAUGUACGCGACCACCUUCAAGGCGCCCGGCUCCGACGUGAUCCCCUCGCUGGCCAUCUGCGACCCCGUCACCAACGUGCCGAUCGGCGGGGUCGGGAUCAAGACCAAGUCGGACAUCGAGGAGUUCUGCUUCGAGGUCGGGUACUGGACCGAGGAGAAGUGCUGGGGCAAGGGGAUCAUGACCGAGGCGUUGCGCGCGUACGCCAAGUGGGUGUUUGAGAUGUAUCCGAAGGUGAACCGGUUGGAAGGGAUAGUGUUUGAGGGGAAUGAUGGCAGCGUGAAGGUGCUCGAGCGGGCCGGGUUCGUGUAUGAGGGGACGAGAAGGAAGGCGGGGACGAAGAAUGGGUGGGUAUUUGAUAUUGUGACGUACGGUCUGUUGAGGGAGGAGUGUAACUGGUGA
Molecule: messenger RNA, 612 nt
Organism: Chaetomium fimeti
Lineage: Eukaryota; Fungi; Ascomycota; Sordariomycetes; Sordariales; Chaetomiaceae
Product: acyl-CoA N-acyltransferase
Exons: 1
Coding region: 1-612 (203 amino acids)
Molecular function (GO): acyltransferase activity, transferring groups other than amino-acyl groups
Source: RefSeq, a predicted model, not a curated record